Molecule: messenger RNA, 1300 nt
Organism: Amphimedon queenslandica
Lineage: Eukaryota; Metazoa; Porifera; Demospongiae; Haplosclerida; Niphatidae
Exons: 2
Coding region: 50-1165 (371 amino acids)
Source: RefSeq, a predicted model, not a curated record
AGACUUUACACCAUUUCUUGGUAACUAUCCAUUAUGCAUUGCUCCUCACAUGUCACCAUUAGGAGCAAUCUCCUUUUGGUAUGUGGUAGGAUUCUAUCCAUUGCUCCUUCUCCUCUUACUCUAUGUUUGGAUAACAUUGUAUGAUAAAGGUUACAAGUGUGUAGUAUUGGUUACUAGACCAUUUCAUCGUUGCAUGGCUCGCCUCUGGAGUAUGACUGGCAUUGAACCAUCUUUUACUCACUCUAUAGCAUCAAUAUAUAUACUCUGCUUCACUCAGUUAGCUCUAAUAUCCUUUAAAUUACUUCGUUUUAGUCCAACUGACCAUUUGUUUUUUUUCUACGAUGCUAAUCAAAAAUAUUUUGAGGGACCUCAUAUAGCAGCAACUUUAUUUUCUGUUUUAAUUUUAUUGCUUUUUAUACUCCUUCCUACACUUUAUUUACUCCUUUAUCCAUUCAAAUGGUUUCAUAAGUUAUUGGAUUGGUUACAUUUGAGGAAACAGCUACUGAUAUCACUGGGUGAUGUGUUUACUGGUCCUUAUAAGAAUGGAACUAAUGGCACCUAUGAUUAUCGUUUCUUUGCCGGGUUAUAUCUAUUGGUGAGAAUAAUUGCCUUGGCUCUUCUCUUGAUAGUUCUACCAGCAUCAUAUCCAUGUUAUUACUUUGGACCAUCUGCAGCCUUCAUUGCAUCUAUAUUGGCAAUAAUGAUUACAAUAUUUCGACCUUUCCAAAGAAAUAUUCAUAGUUUUUUUGAAGUACUAUUCUUGUAUUUCAUAAUAAUUUUCAUUUAUGCUUCAUUUACUUCGAAUCUAAAUCAUACACCAUUAGCAUUAUCCUGGUCAUCAUUAUCAUCAGUAUUUUUUAGUGGUCUGAUAUUUGGAAUAAUUUUACCAAUAUACAUAAUGUCAAUGUUCGGCAAAAAAAUUUUCUACUACUACAAACGUCGUAAGGAUACUUUGCGAGUUAAUACUGAGGAAGGAGAUGAUAAUGAGCCAUUAGUCGUUGAUGAAGAUUGGAUUGCCGAUCGUAUGGAGAAUCCACAAAAAUAUAAUGAACGACAUGUUCCUGUUAGACUGGAUGAUCUUACAAGAGAUACUGAUGAACCUACUGAUGAACCUACUGAUGAACCAAUUGCUAUUGAUAAAGCUGCUACUUAUGGGAGUGUGUAAUCAUAUUACAGUCUUAAUCCAGUAUAGACAACUGGAAAACUUUAAGUGAUACAUUUUUGCACUGUGAAUGUAACUAUCAAUGCUAUUUUUAUUUAGAAUUCUAUAUUUUUAGUGGUUGGUUUAUUGAUAAUUAUU